Molecule: messenger RNA, 1716 nt
Organism: Oncorhynchus gorbuscha (pink salmon)
Lineage: Eukaryota; Metazoa; Chordata; Actinopteri; Salmoniformes; Salmonidae
Product: extensin-like
Exons: 7
Coding region: 56-1285 (409 amino acids)
Source: RefSeq, a predicted model, not a curated record
GAUUCAUCACUCCAGAGAACGUGUUUCCACUGCUCCAGAGUCCAAUGGCGGUUGGAUGUAUCACCCAGCAGAGCAGUAUUCUGGCCGUAACACCAGGGACUCUUACCCUGCUGGAGGUCCUUCCAGAGGAACAUGGGCCCUCGUCAACAGUCGCCCCUGGGGCCCUCCAAAUAGGUUCAAUGGAGGAAUCAACCAAUCUCACCACCUAAACAAGAUUUAUUCAGACAGGGGGGGCAGGCCACCCUUCCAUGCCCAGGGCAGGGGCCCUCAGCAGGACCAGAGAUUAGCACCACGACCCUGGGACCAGAAGGACCAGGCUUAUGAGACCCAUGGCUGGCACCAGCCCUCCCUACGGUCAUUUCACAACCAUGGUCGCAACCAAGGGGGCAACCAAGCAGGACCUGAAGAACCCGUCACCAGCUGGGACUCCUACAAAAACCAGCCUACCAGGUAUGGGGGUCCCCACCAGCACCAUCUGCCCAGAGACCCCCCCAGAGACCUGGGCUCCCCAGCUGAGAGGUGGGCACCUUCAGAUCGCUCCAGGGCCUUCCCGGGCAGGAUGAUGGACCAGGAACUAGGACCAUGGAAGCGCCCAGCCUCCCACCAUCACAACUACCACCGUGACCAACUUCCACACCGCUCCCCACCCUCACAGCAUCCCCCCCCUCCCAGGGAAGACUGCCCUGCCAAAAGGAGCAGGAGCUCUUGUCCUGAGCAGCCCUCUCACCGUGGAUCAAUGCAUCUACCCGGCCCAGACCAGCACCAAUCACCACCCCACUACCCCCCUUCCGAACAAGGCUUCUGGAAACAAUCAUAUGACAGACCUGGUCCUCGCACCCAUGCUGACAGGAGGAGCUUGUCUAUAGAGUUACAAGAAUCCACCAAGUCAGGAUUAGGGAGUCUCAAAUACAGAACACAUCAUUCUACCCAUUCUCCAGUUCCCCAGGCCCUCUUCAAUGGUCAAGAACCCCCCUCCUUCCUCCCAUGCCCGCCACCCUUCUCCAGCCCAGCCCAGUGGCAACAGAAGACCCCCCCCACCAUGGAUCCAGAGUGGAAGUGGAUGGCCAGUCCCAGCACCCCUCCUCACCAGCAGACCGCACCGGCGUGCCUUACAGCCAGCACCUCCACCACCAGCAUCCCACAUCACCCCCCACAGUACCUCAGCACAGCCCCCCAGCUCCACGCUCCCACAGACAGCAAAGGGAUCAGACCCCCUCCCAGCCCUCUGCUACAGAGCCUCCCCACCGCAACAGCAACCACAGAGAUGGAUGCUGCACCACCCUGAGCUCCUCCAGCACCUCUGGCCUCUCCAGCUCCACCACUCCUAGUAAGACCAGUGGAAAGAAAGAUCCUCCUCCCAAUCAUAGGAGCCCUGACAUUGGCACUGACACACCCCACAAACGGGGACCAAGGACACCCUCGCCCAGUCCCACACCUCCCCCUCUCUCUGCCUCCCCCACAUGGCUAGGCUCAGGCGUUCAGAGGUUAGAGAUGAAGCCUAGCAGGGCCUCAGAGCCUCAGACCCCACCCAGCUCUCCUACUGUCAACAACAACAGACCUACUGCCAACAGGCCAGAGCUGCAGCCUCACAGACACAAACAGACAGAGAGGAAACAUAAGGAAAGGAGAGCAGAAAGAGGUGAGGAGGGAAAGAGGGAACAGAAGAGGAAGAUGGAGAGGAAGAUGGAGGAGAGGACAAGGAGAAAGGAAAAAGAA